Messenger RNA from Entrophospora sp. SA101, 918 nucleotides. Lineage: Eukaryota; Fungi; Glomeromycota; Glomeromycetes; Entrophosporales; Entrophosporaceae. The record is from the annotation of a GenBank genome assembly.
AUGGGUUUUAAUGUUGGUCAAUUCUUUCGUAAAAGUGUUAUAACAGCUUCUAAAUGGACAAAAUCAUUUGUUCUAGUGUCAAUUCUACAACUUAUUGUAAUUGUUGCAUUGGAGACAAAUGUACUUACUCGCAAUUUUGGAUUUGUUAAAGUAUUGAUAUCAAAACAGGAUUCUGGAAUCUCCUGUGGAUUAAAGCCUUCGAUUAUUCGAAUGCAACUUAUUUUACAAGAAAAUGUUGUUUUCAUGAUAUUUCAAAUAUUUCAACUAUGGUUCUGUGUAGAUGCGGUUCAAAAAUUUGAAAUUACAGUAUGGUUAUCAAGUUUAGAGAAGAGGUGUCCGGAAGUAAAGUUGAAUCCAGAAUAUGCUACACAUGAUUUUCUAUUAGUAGCAUUUUUAAUAAUAUUUGCUGUUAUAAUGGCUAUACUCUGUUGGAGAUUAUAUAUGGAAUUUGGUUGGAGUAUUUAUAAAAAAAUAGGAGCAGAUGUUAAAAUACAGAAAAUGUACAAGACAAUGUUGAUUUUCGUAAUGUUGAUCAAACUCUCUCUAUUCUUUGUGUUGAUGUCUGCAAUUGAGGUAAUCUGGGCAUUCAGCGAUGAUGAAGAUCCUGACGACAUAUUGGAAAUUAAAUUUAACAUUUCAAGAAGACUCUAUUAUUUCCAUUUAGCUAUAACAAUUUUAAUCUUAUUAUUAAUGAUUCUUGGAUAUUAUUCAAAAGAGUUUAAGAUAGGAAUGGUUAUUUAUCUUACUUUAUCAACUGUUGCGCUUAUUGAUUUUAUAUUAAUCUUGAAAGAGUCUGUGCGAGAUAUAGCCAACAGUUGGUACUUUUUCAUAGUAUUUAUGAAUGAGGAUGUUUCAAAAACGAAUCAACAAGUUUUUGACGAAAGACAUACUAUCGAAGAGGAAGAAGAAAUAUCAUAA